This is a messenger RNA of Equus quagga, 8911 nucleotides long. It is a transcript of the gene ZC3H12C, whose product is annotated as zinc finger CCCH-type containing 12C. Gene Ontology annotation, cellular component: nucleus; cytoplasmic ribonucleoprotein granule. The record is from RefSeq and is a predicted model, not a curated record. Gene Ontology annotation, molecular function: RNA endonuclease activity; metal ion binding; mRNA binding. Lineage: Eukaryota; Metazoa; Chordata; Mammalia; Perissodactyla; Equidae. The transcript has 6 exons. Bases 250 to 2898 code for a protein of 882 amino acids.
AGCGAGGCGGCGGGCGGCCGAGCCAGGUUCGCUCUCGUCCGCGGAGCUGCGGCGCGGGCGGCGGGCGGGGCCCAGGGCCCGGGCCGCCUGAGCCGGGGCCCGGCGUGUGGCCGGCCGUCCGGCCGGGCGACAUGGGGGAGCCUCCCGCUCGUCCCGCGCCCUAGCGGCGGCCGCGGCGGCCCAGGGCGGAGGCGACAGGCGGCCGCCCGCCGGAGGGUCGGGGCUGCCCGGCUUCCAGGGCAUGUUGUGAUGGCUGCUGAGAAGAGGCUGCAAGAAUACGGGGUGCUUUGCAUUCAGGAAUACAGAAAAAACAGCAAAGUGGAAUCAAGCACACGUAGCAGCUUCAUGGGCUUGAAGGAUCAUCUGGGGCAUGACCGAGGCCACCUUUGUGUGGAGAGCACUGACCCACAUUCAAGCACAUCUGUACCUUGGUCGAUGGUAGAGAAACCAACAAUGGAUAAAGCUAAUUCCGGGAAGGAAGAAAAAGAGGUGUCCGAAGAGAAUGUGAGCUCUGGGGACUCUGAAGAAAGCACAAAUUCUGAUAACGAGUCAGAACAAUUGGGUAGCAUUUCAGUAGAGCCAUGCUUAUUAACCAAGACUCACAGGCAGCUCUGUCGGUCUCCCUGUGUAGAGCCUCACGUUCUCAAACGCACUGAAAUUUUGCAAGACUUUAAACCCGAAGAGUCCCAGGCUACGCCCAAGGAAGUGAGGAAAUCCCCUGACGUGCGAGAAUACCAAACAAAACUGGAGUUUGCACUUAAGUUAGGUUAUUCUGAAGAACAGGUGCAGCUUGUGCUAAACAAACUUGGUACUGAUGCUUUAAUCAAUGACAUUUUGGGAGAACUUGUCAAACUUGGAAAUAAAAGUGAGGCUGAACAAACAGUCAGUACAAUUAACAGUGUGAUGCGGGAAACGUCUUCCCUGGAAUCUCAGCGGUCCGAGUCUCCGAUGCAAGAGAUCUUAACAGAUGACGGGCAAAACCUGAGACCCAUAGUUAUCGAUGGCAGCAACGUGGCAAUGAGCCAUGGAAACAAAGAAGUAUUUUCCUGCCGAGGAAUAAAAUUGGCUGUGGAUUGGUUUUUGGAAAGAGGCCACAAAGAUGUUACCGUUUUCGUUCCUGCUUGGAGAAAAGAGCAGUCCCGCCCUGAUGCUCUCAUUACAGAUCAAGAAAUUCUACGUAAAUUGGAGAAGGAGAAAAUCCUGGUGUUCACACCAUCCCGGCGAGUCCAGGGGAGGCGAGUGGUGUGCUAUGAUGACAGGUUCAUCGUGAAGCUGGCUUUUGAGUCAGAUGGUAUAAUUGUGUCCAAUGAUAACUACAGGGAUUUGGCUAAUGAAAAACCAGAAUGGAAGAAGUUCAUAGACGAGCGAUUAUUAAUGUAUUCAUUUGUCAAUGACAAGUUCAUGCCCCCUGAUGAUCCUCUUGGCAGACACGGCCCAAGCCUGGAUAAUUUUCUGAGGAAGAAACCUAUUGUUCCUGAACACAAGAAGCAGCCUUGUCCAUAUGGGAAGAAGUGUACCUAUGGACACAAGUGCAAAUACUAUCAUCCUGAAAGGGGCAGUCAGCCUCAGCGGUCAGUGGCUGAUGAACUUCGUGCCAUGUCUAGAAAUACAGCAGCCAAAACUGCAAACGAAGGCGGACUGGUGAAAAGCAACAGCGUUCCCUGCAGCACUAAGGCCGAUAGCACUUCUGAUGUCAAACGAGGUGCUCCAAAGAGGCAAUCAGAUCCAAGCAUCAGGACUCAAGUCUACCAAGACCUAGAGGAAAAGCUUCCUACCAAAAACAAAUUGGAAACCAGGUCUGUCCCUUCCUUAGUUAGUAUCCCGGCUACUUCUGCAAAACCCCAAAGCACUACAUCUUUAAGCAAUGGCCUUCCAUCUGGAGUUCAUUUCCCACCUCAGGAUCAAAGACCACAGGGACAAUAUCCUCCAAUGAUGAUGGCAACCAAAAAUCAUGGAACGCCAAUGCCUUAUGAACAGUAUCCAAAAUGUGACUCGCCUGUUGACAUUGGAUAUUAUUCCAUGUUGAAUGCAUAUCCAAAUCUGAGUAUCUCAGGCCCGCGAAGUCCUGAAAGGCGUUUCUCCUUAGACACGGAUUAUAGGAUAAGUUCUGUAGCUUCUGACUGCAGCAGUGAAGGGAGCAUGAGCUGUGGGAGCAGUGACUCGUAUGUGGGGUACAAUGACCGGUCCUACGUCAGUUCUCCUGACCCACAACUCGAAGAGAAUUUGAAGUGUCAACACAUGCACCCUCACAGCCGCCUUAAUUCCCAACCCUUUCUGCAGAAUUUCCACGACCCCUUAACCAGAGUGCAAAGUUACAGUCAUGAAGAACCAAAGUACCAUCACAAGCCUCCUCUUCCACACCUGGCUGUGCAUCUGCAGCACCCAGCUGUGGGGGCCCGGUCCAGUUGUCCUGGCGAUUACCCCUCUCCUCCAAGUUCAGCACACUCGAAGGCCCCACACCUAGGGCGGUCCUUAGUGGCCACGAGAAUAGACAGCAUUUCUGACUCUCGGCUAUAUGACAGUUCUCCUUCAAGACAGAGAAAGCCUUACUCCCGCCAGGAAGGGCUGGGAAGCUGGGAUAGGCAGAGUUACGGAAUUGAUGUGUACGGCUAUCGGCAGACUUAUUCCUUGCCUGAUAACUCCACGCAGCCAUGUUACGAGCAGUUCACCUUCCAGAGCCUACCUGAACAGCAAGAGCCGACUUGGCGAAUACCGUACUGUGGAAUGCCACAAGAUCCUCCAAGGUACCAAGACAGCCGAGAGAAGAUUUAUAUCAACCUGUGCAACAUCUUCCCGCCUGACCUUGUGAGAAUCGUCAUGAAAAGGAACCCUCACAUGACAGACGCCCAGCAGCUGGCUGCAGCCAUUUUAGUGGAGAAAUCACAGCUGGGUUAUUGAAAGAUGAUGCAUCUUUGUGGUGUUUAGUAGUUUUUGUUCAGCUCAAAUGCUGAGGGAGGUUUGCUACAAUAGCACAUGUGAUCUCCUUCUCGGCAAGGAGGUUAUAUAGUAUCCAUUUAUGUGAAAUACUGUAUCAUGGAAUCUGUAUGUAUAGCCCCACAUAGUGGAAGUGUCACAGGAUUGCUUUACAUUCAAACUUUUUUUUAACAUUUCCUUUUUAAAGCUAUACCCUUGGCUGGAAAUUUUUCCAGUGUGAUUUGUUAGAUGUAUCUGUGAUCUUUGAUAUUAAUCUUUGGUGCAUCAGGGGUUUAUAUGCAGCACUUUUUAUCCUUGUUUCAUGUUUUAUUAACUUGGUGUUUGUCUGUCAAUUGCAAGCAAUUACAAUACCUUCAGAAUGUUGGACAUUUGAGUAGACCUAGCAAACUAUUUUUUCAAGCCAAGCUUAAUUGGAAUCUUUUACAGCUUUUUAAGUUAUUUUUAUUUGGGGGAAGUGGGCUUCUUUGUGCUAUAAUCAUUAUUUAUAGAAACAAAGUUAUACUGCAGCACUGACUUUAUAUUUUAAACAAAAUAUAAGUUACCAGUUUAUGUUGAAUUGGGUAACAGUAUAUUUUAGAAUGAUUUACAAUAUGGCACUUUUCAUUGUUUUAUUUUGGUUUGGAUUUUUUUUUCUGUUAAGUAAUUAGUUAAUUUAAUAUGGUUGAUUUAAAGCAAAGCAGAUGCAAUCAAUGGAAAAAAUUGUUUCCAUUUUUUUUUUAUGAGUAAGGCAAAAGCCGUAACUGUUGCCAUUCAGAGCUUUGUCAUCCAGCUAUGAUGUGCUUCUAGACAGUAGAGACGGAAUAGAAUUCCUAGAUUUCCAUUACCCUGUACUUUUAACGUGUUGUCUUUUUGUUUGGGGGCACAACAAUACUGGAUAAAAUAACCCUUUCACAGUACUUGCCUGUUUUUAAUGAAUCUAAUUAUUCUCAAUGCAACUUUUAUAUUUAAUAUACUCUGUAGCUUUCCUGCUAUUUAUCAAGGCUGGCCUGAGGUGGUUGUCCGUGUUGAGGAUAUGCAACAUUUAUUGAUAAUGCACUAUGGAAAUGGUGACAGAGGAGUUGUAAAUGGUAACUUAAAGUUUUUGUAAGAUACUGUAUAUUUUCCAUUUUCCUGAAGGUAGUUUUUUGGGGGGCCUGUUAUAUUAUUAAGGCCAGAUUCUUGCCACAAAUAGUGUAGUUUUAGAUACAGACUGAAGUCUGUUCUAGUAUUAGUAAGGGAUAUUUCUGGUUUCAAAGUCAUGGGUUUUGCUAGACGUGAAUUCAUAUUUGUCACUUAGAAGAUAGUUAUUGCGGUCAGUGGCAGACAGUUGUGUGAUUGACAGAACUUCGCUGUUGCUCCAGUUUUUGAAUUUUGCUUAGUGUAACAGACUCGUUCUGAUCUGUUUCUGUGGUCUGCCUAGAUGCCCUGGUUAUUCUGAUUAUUCUACAUGCUACGGUUUGAAGUAAAGCCCUGAAAAACCAGAAAGUACCUUUUACUGUUGAUACAAAUUGUAUCUUUUUAACUAUAAGAACUAUUUGAUUUGUAGAUCUAGUUAAAACACAAGUGUGUAACUAUGAUUAGACUUUUGGGCAACAUUUUAUCCCUUAUUUAAAUACAAAUUUUUUUAAGUAAAAUUGAAGUCUAGAAUAGCGUAGAAAAUAAAAGUAACAAUUUAGGUAAAUAAAAGUGUCUGUCUUAGUUUUAUAUAAUAUAUUAAAAUAUAUUAAAUAAAUUUAUUGGCAUUUUCUUUCUCCUAAAACUUAUCUAGUGUGAACUUAACUUAAAAUAAAGGUAAAAUGCUGCCUGAAAAUAAUGUCCAAGCACCUUUGACUAGGAUAACAUUUUCACUACUUGUGUGACACUGUGUGUCGCAUGAAGUAGCAUUUGGGUAUACAGUAAAUGCUUCUAAAAGGCAUUGUGCAUAUUGACAUAUCCAAUAAUCUGAACCGUGUUCAGCAAACUUAAUUCAGGAAAGUGGUGUUCUACACAAUUAUUGCUGUUGUUUUUGAGGUGAGUGUGGCACUCGUCUCUACCCAGAAAUAAUUCAGAUGGUGCCACACACACCGUUCUGAGUGGCAUCUGUCUGAGAGCCCUACCCACUCGUGAAAUUGUUCUCCUGAUGUCGUCGGUCACUCUCUGUAGAACAAGUUUAAACGUAGAGGCUAAACCAGUGCCAAAAUUCGGGUUACAGAUGCCUAGGACCUUCUAUGUUAGUCGCAUUGUAAGCCUUUUUUUGUUAGUAUGAAAUCCUUCUUAAAUUGUACUUGUAAGUUUUGCUUCGUUUUUUUAUUUCAACAUUUUAAUUAUUUGAAGAUUCUGCCAAACUAAGUUUAUUUAAAGGAGAUCUUAGGUGAAAUGUAUAUCACACCUCUAAUCUGGCCUCCUAACGUUUUUAGCUAACUAUUUGUCAUUGCUUCGUGGAUUUUGGACUGGAAAAAUAGCAUAGCUUGUCGCCACCUGUCCCGAAGUCAGCAGCUCUGAACUAUCCACGUGCAAACGCUCCGGUCUAAUUAGUAGCGAGUUAAGAAAUAGCAGUUUUCUUAUGUCAAGAGGACAGUUUGUCCCUCGUUUUCUUUCGAAGCACUGAUGUUGCUUUCAGAGCUUAAGAAUGAGAUAUUUGGCAGACUUUCGACACAGCAAGUUCUUAAUUAUCUAAAGCAAUAAGUAAAUGGAUCCAUUAUUAAAUUAAAUCCAUAGCUGAUCCCAAACCUUCAUUUUAGUCAAAACUUUCACCUUGAUCAUAUCUUUUACCAGACUUGCUAAUAAGUAGCUGGAGAGAGGUGUGUUACUAAGUAGUGAAACUGCCGACAGUGGUCAACUGAUAGAAGGAAAGGAUUCAGAUCGGAACAUUGUGCCCCUGAAAAUUGACAGAGGGCUGUACUUGACACGAUAAUCAGCCAGUUCGUUGUCUCUGUGUCUUGGUACAGAGGGAAUAGUACCCAGCUGGCCAAAUACUGGCCCUUAGUAUUUCCUCCUUUCUUGCAUGUGGUACGUAAAUUUUCAGUCUCUUUUUUAUGAUCUCUCUAUCCUGAUGGAGUUUGUCAUUGACCUAAACAUUUGAAAGAAAUGCACACCAGUAUAAAAUAUUUGAUACUGUUAGAAACUUGAACUUUGUGUUUUUAUGAAAAUUCAUUUAUGAGAAUAUGUAAUAUAAUUAAAAAGAGCAUUUUUAUAUAUAUCUACAUGCAUACAUAUUUGUUAUGAAGUAUUAAAAAUAGGAGAGUGUAUGCUUUUGAUGGCUAACUUUUCCUUCAUUGAACUAUGUUUCCUUGAGUUGCGGAGGACCAAGUCUGGAGUCUGGAUGACCAAUGAAAAGAUCUAGAACCACUUAAAUGGAAAGCAACUCUUCACUGGUUUUAUUCCUGGUAUUUUUAAAGAAUUAUUUUGAUAAUUUUAAUCGAUUGUGUAAUUUUAAAACACAAAAAAAAAACUUAAAGUAGUAGUGCUUAUACAGAUAAUUAUUUAACAUGUCUUUUAUGGAUGUAUCUAUAUGUAUAUAGACAGUAAUAUAUUUAUAAAACAAAUAUUCUUUGAUUAUACUGUAGCUGUUAGUUUGUGAUAGGUGGGAGGGUGGCUCUGGGGGGUGUGUGUGUGUGUGUGCGUGUGCGUGUGUGUGUGCGUGUGCGUUUUGCGGACUCUCUCGAGCUGUUUUUCCCCUGAUUUAAUGGCACUUACCAUAAGGUAUAUUUGGUUUUUUUUUUUUUUUUUUGCUAUCCAACUUGCUUUUUCAAGAUAAAAUAAGAUGUACAACUUUCCAGCCAUUCUGUUAGUGUAUGGCUCGUCUAUUGUAUUAUCCAACUCCUGGAGAAUUCCUGGGUGACCUGAAAUCAAGCAGGUUAUGGCCAGAGAGAAUGUUUAUGUUCCAAAUAGAUUACACAUGGGAACUCAGCUAGGAUGUUGAGCUUCCUAGGUAUAUACUGACGAAUAAAACCCAUGAACUACACACAUGCGUUAGAGUAAGAGAAGGCAGAGUGUUAAUCAAAGUACAGAAUACAUGCCUUAUUUUCGAUUGGUCUGGGAAACCCGGGUGAGAGUUGACAAACUUGUUCGGUAAGGAUCAGAUAGUAAAUAAUUCAGGCUCUGAGAAUCCUAUGGUUUUCCUAAACUACUCACCUCUGCCCUUACAGCAUGAAAGCAGCCCCAGACAAUAUGCAAAUGAGUGGGUGUGACUGCAUGCCAAUCAAACUUGACUUACAGAAACAGGCAGCAGGCCAGAUUGGGCCUGUGGGCCAUAGUUUGCUGCUCCCUGUCCUAGAAGGAGAAAAGCAGGCGUAGUAAGCAGUAAAUCCUGAUAUACGUUAAUAUAAAACAUAAUAAUUGUAUUUCAGUUGACAUUCAAAGAAAAUCUGUUAUUGAUGGUCUUCAAAAGAAGAUUGUGAGACAGUCUAUUAAAGUAUGUUUUUUACCUGGUCACACCCAUUAUUUAUCAGAGAUAUUUCUUGUGUUCAACCACAAAAAAAAAAGCAUUCUGUAGAAUGAUGUUUUAAUAAGUGUUGAAAUUUUUUCAUGAACUUUGUAUUUCUAUUGAUAAAUGGAAAUCCUUUUGUUUUUUAAGGGCCUCAUGGACCAAAAUUCUGUUGUAUUUUGAAAAUUAGCGUAUAAUUAGCCACAAAAUAUUUUAAAGACUGCAUUUAUCAGUUACAUUUUUCUGCUGGUUUUUGACUUCUAAAAAAAUGACAGCUCUGCCCUUCUUUAAAAAUGGUUUUAAAGAAGAUAAAUAUAUUGUAAUUUCACAUACUAUAGCUUUAUUCUGUAAGGUUAAAAAUUGUAACUAGUGUAAUCGUAGCUAUAAUGUGAGUGCACUUGCUGUAUUGUGACUCUCUUCAUAAGAAACAAAGUGUCCCCCUGCUUCCUCUGUCCAGACCUUUAGUGUAGAUAUUUUUAGACACCUGAGGACUGUCCUUGGUGAAUGACAUUAACACGAUCACAUGUGAUUCUAAAUUCAAACUGUUCGCAUGUUCGUUCACAGUGCUUUGUAAAUUGUGUUAACGUGAUAAUAACAUCAUUUCCAUAAGAACAUUAAAUAGUUUUGAACAUUACCAUCCACUUAAGUGGUUAUACUUCCUUUUAAAAUUGGAAUACAACUCUAGCUUUUAACAGUGUUUACUGUUCUAAAUGGUUAUUUAAUGUUUUUUCUUUAAUGUCGUCUGUUAAGCUGCUUUCUGCUUCUGUUACAAUAAUAGUGUUAUGUUUUAGGAGUGGCUUUUUCCCUAAGGUCCUUAAGUCUUUCAGAUUUAAAAACAAUUUAAGGUUUUGACCAUUUGGCAGUUAAAAAAAAUCUAUGCAUGUUUUAAUUUAGUUUUUAUAAAUUUGUAAAGUGUCACUUUUUAAACCAUGUACCAAAUUUGCCAAUUUUCUGUCCACAUGUUUCAGAUGAAUAACAAAUUGUUGUCCAUUGUGGCUUUUUGACCCCUUUCUUAAAGCAGCUUAUGUCUCAAGGGAAAAGACAUUGACGAGCAAUGGUUUGUUUUAUAAAGAAUAUGUUUCAGAUUUCUUUGGGGUUUGUUGAAAUUAUAAACGUCCUAGCUAAUACAAAAUACCCACAAACAUCCAGACCUCUACAGAGACGUAGACAUAGCAUUGCAAGUGAACCAGGUUACUGAUUUUAUCUUUUCCUUUAGGUUUUUCCUCCUAAACCAUAGUCGUAUGCUGAUAGUAGAGUUUCCAAUUUGGCCCUUCAAACUUUUCUUAUAGGAAAAUAAAGCAAAGAAUCUGUUUCAAACAACCAUCUGAUAACUGACGUGAUGCUGUUUAUCCUAUGUCUGUUCUGUAUGUUUCUGUAAUGAAAUUUUUACAACUCCACAAAGCAGUAUUUUAAACAUCCUGGAAAUCGUAUCAAAACAUCUAUGUGAUUGAUUCUGCCACUGAGAAAAAAAAUUAAAAAAUGCGUUUUUCUUAUGGUGGUUUGUUUUCGUUUCAUGAAGAAAUUGACCUCGUGCAGCAGCACAGAUGCUAAAUAAAUAAAAGCAUCCUUCACCAGGCGCACAGCCUGCCUGCA